Molecule: messenger RNA, 1077 nt
Organism: Hippopotamus amphibius kiboko
Lineage: Eukaryota; Metazoa; Chordata; Mammalia; Artiodactyla; Hippopotamidae
Product: basic proline-rich protein-like
Exons: 2
Coding region: 1-1077 (358 amino acids)
Source: RefSeq, a predicted model, not a curated record
AUGUCAGCUGUACAGCUGCACACCGUUAGCACGGUCGUUCCCACUCCGAGGCUUCCUAAAGGAGAGCCAGAACUCCGCGGUCGCCCGGGAGGAGCCGCUCCACCCCGUGCUGGACUCUUCCCCAACCAGGUCCUCGGGUGCCCCCAGCACCAGCUCCCGGAGGCGCGGGGAGCGCGCUUCACCGCCGGCGACGGCCAAGUAACAGUACGAAAAUGUCACUCUGUCGGCUCGCGGUCGUCGCCCGGAGCAGAGGCUGCGCGGCGCGGGCGACCCGGCGGCGGGGGCGGGGGCGCCGAGGCCCGCACAGCGAGCGCCCCGGGGUCGGCCCGGACCCGCGCGCUCCCCGCCCCUCGCCCGGAAGGGGGAACACCCGCCCGCGGGAGGAUUCAACAGGAGCGCCGCGCCGCCCGCCUGCCGCCCGGGAAACAGCCGCCGGCCGCCCGGCCCCCGCCCCCGGCCCGCUCCCCGCGCCUGCCGGCCCCGCCGCCGCCGCCACCGCCGCCGGGCAGCCGCUGGCUGCAGCCCCCGACGCCGGGAGGCGAGUCUCGGUUGGCAGGCGGGCGGCGCUUGAGCCCCGCCACAGACACAGCCGCGGUGGCGGGCGCUGGAAAAUGGAGCGCGGCGACCACAGAGAGGAGAGACGUUCUCCUCCCGUUAACUGGAUCGUUUCCUACCUCCGGGUGCCCGACUCGCUACUCCUCUCACUCCGCUGCUCUCCGGGAUCCGCCGCCGCCGCCGCCGCAUCCAAUCGCCUCCUCCCCCCCUCCCCUUCCGCAGCCAGCCCGGCCGUUCCUCCUCCUCUCCGCUUCAAAAUGGCGCCAAGCGCUCUUCGGCGGCUGCUCCAAUCGAACCGCCGCGGACAGCACCCGGGGGGCAGGCAGAGCGCCGCGUGGGUGCGCAGCGCCCCCUGCCGACCGGCCCGCAGCGCGCGCCCGCCGGCCCGCCGGCCUCCCCUCCGCCCCGCCUCGUGCACGCACGCGCGCGCCCGCCUCCGCUCCGCUCCGCCCUGCCCGCCGCGCGCGCGCGCGCGCACGCCGCCGCACGGGCACGCCGCCGCUGUGGCCGCGAGACCCGUAG